AAACGCGUGGACAAGCGACUGGCCACGUUUGAAUCCAACUGGUCUUACUUGUCGUAUGGAAAAACACCCACCCUGAACCCAAACUCGGCACAUCCAAAAUUGAAGUUGUCUAUGGACUUGCAUACAGUCACGUGGUGCAGCCAGGACCAAGGAUAUCCGAACCACCCAGACCGGUUCGACUCAACGCUGCAGGUCAUUAGCUCCGAGAGCUUUGCCGCAGGUUGUCAUUACUGGGAGGUGGACGUCCGAGACGGCUGCAAUUGGGCCGUGGGAGCGACCUACAGCGCCAUCAAACGCAAGGGAACCGACACCGCCUGUGUGCUCGGGCGCAACAGAAUCUCCUGGGGAUUGUGGUGCUGGUCUGCACAGUAUUUAGUGUACCACGACGACGUCAAAACACCGCUGGCGUUGUCCGAGCCCUUGCACGCGGUCGGGGUGUACGUAAACUUUGAGGCGGGUGUGCUGGCCUUCUACAACGCCGACACGAUGACCCUGCUGUACACGUUCGAAGAGCCGUUCAGGAAGCCGCUGCAUCCCGCACUUUACCUGGCGGGGAAGUCUCUGCGCAUUGUGCAGCUGUAGUCACCAUGUUUUUGUGCUCCCAAUUAUUUACGUGAGAGCGGCUUGGAAAGGUCUUUUUUAUAAAUAACUUUUCAGAUCAAAUUAUAAUUUAUGGGGGUGGGGGGGGUUGUUAUUUGCAUUUGCCUUAAUAACUUAUUAAUCAUAUUUGCUAAAAUUACUUAAAAUGUACCUAAAAUUAAUUUUAAGUAAUUAAUGUGCAAGCUAGAAUUAUGGAUUAUACUGGGACAAUUGGGAAUGAGAACAAUAACCAAUGCAUUGCAGCUGAUGGAAUGUAUUAACGCUGCAUCAGUGAGGGUUAAAGCCAUAGGUGCAAGAUUUACCUGUGCACAAUCUUUUGGGUGACAGGACUUCAAGACAUUAAGUGCUGUAUUCGUUUGCAGCUUGAGAGACACUCAACAGUGGCCUUGAUAAGUGGUCAUCACUGAGCCACAUCACAUUAAGGAAUGCCAAGGGCCCAGUGGGUGCAGGAGUAAGGAAACUGUAUAUAUUUUGGCUCCCAUGAAAAGUGCAGCAAUGUACAGAUUGGUAAACCCAAAAACAAUUACAUAAGUACUGCAUUAGUGAGAGUUACAAGUCGGAAGUUUCCAAGGUGUAAUGCAAAUUCAACCAAAAUACAGUACUUUCAUUAUGGUUUAUCACCACGGUACAUAAUUUAAGGUUUUAAACUUGGACAAUUUAGUCAGUUCGUUUUGUUUGGCUAUUCAAUAACUAGUCUAAUGAGCCGGGCAGUGGCCGUGCAUUCCUGUAAUCCAGCACGGCAAGGGUUGGUGGAUCACACAAAUGUUGUGAAACUCCCUUUCCAGCAAGUGUAAAAUAAUCUCCAUCUGUCACAUCUGUAUGGGAUUUUGUGGGUUUUCUCCGGGUGCUCUGGUUUGCUCCGGCAUGAAGAAACACUCAUCGUCAAUUGGCUGCGAACAUUUUAAUAUAUACGCACCUCGGUGUUUGCGGAUUGCACAGCGUUGUGUAAUGCAAUUGCAUAAAUAUAACUUUUCAAAAAACUACAUUUUAUUUAUUACCAUUUAACUUCUAACAAAUGCAAUGCUUGAAAAAGCUGUAAGGCUUUACAUGAGUUGAAUAGGCCAACAUUUGCUUAAACAUAAAGUGGGCUAAAUUUAAUUUAACAACAUUAAAAAAACGCCACUUUUUUCAAAAUUUCUUGCUGUAGUUUUCACACCUGAUGAUGAUUGCUUGUGUUGCAGUCGAAACGUCGUGAGAAUUGUAUUGUUUUAUAUUUGUAUUAUUUUAUUGUUUCCCUUCUACGUGACUUUACCGAAAGAACCAAGAAUAUGAAUCCCUGCAGUCACGAAAGCUUUAAAUCAAAUUUUAAUUUAACAAGUUAUAUAUUUGUUCUGGGACUCGGAUAAAUGAGUGAAAAUUCAGGAGUCAUUAAUCCGUCCAUUAAACGAGAGAAUCGGUUCCUGUAAAUGAUUGACCUUGCUCUUGAAUCUUAUGUGAAGUGUACAUAAUCUACUAUGGUAUAUUUUAUGACAGGGUUCUGAACGCAUUUUUUAAGAUAAAUUGAAUGCUUUCCAACAGAUAUUUACAUUGAGAUUGCAAUCAUUAUUUAAGUAAAUCUGUAUUCGGAAUAUUACCUAUUGAACUCAACGCAUGUGUCAGGAAGCGAUGAUGCUCCUUAAGAUCGCUAAUUGACUGUUGUUCGAUAGGGCAGUUUUGAAGAGUAUUGAGUCACAUGGCAAUCAUGAACAUCUCCUUAGGGCAGCGGUUCUCAACCUGUGGCCCGCGGACCUCUGGUGCCCCGUGAGGCUACCUACUACAUGGGGUCCACGGAGAAGAAAAAUAAUCAGAAUCUUAAAUUUACACUGGAGGAAUCCAAUUAGAUAUGAAGCUCUUUUACACAGAUGUCCAGUAUGGGGCAGGUCAUAAUAAUAAAAAUGACAUCCUUGCCAAGGAAAUGAACAAUUUCAAAUGACUUGUGUGUGUGGUGGUCAGCGAAAUGUUCGGAGGUUGAAAAGGGGCCCGCAUACUGGGAAAGGUUGGGAACCGCUGCCCAAGGGUGCUUCGUGGUGUCUUCAAUAAGCCCUGUUCAAAACUCUGCCCGUGUGCAAGAUGCUUCUCUGAACAUGCACAGCGGUCCAGAUGUCUUGUGACCCACGUUAAAUUCUCUAAAACUUAAUGUGUUUUAAGUAAGGUUUAUUUUAACCAGAAAUUAAUAUGCAAAGGAACAAAAAUGUCAGGGUUCAAUAAAUUGGGGGGGGGGGGGGUGGUCACAAGACAUCUGGACCACCGUGUACUCUACGGUACACUCUGGAAUUGCUACCACUCGGAUGUGUAGUGAUGAGGCACGCGCACAUCAAUCCUUGAGGUGUUCCUUGCUAAAUAAUAAUAAUGAUAGCUCAUCGAAGUCAUCUAUCGUGAGCCAUGUCCUUCCGGAAAGACAUCGAUAUAUAAUCAUUGCCUUCAAUCCAUUUCACUCUGUCCAUGAUAUAUUACUCUGGAACUUUGCAUUAGAUACUCCCAGUUGCAUACCAUUUAGCAAAUUGCUCAUGCAAAUUAAUUUGCUGUCUUCCCCAGCCUCUUGUGGUGCCUCUAAUUUCCCCAGUUAAAACCACAUAUAUAUUCAGUCACUUGUAUUCUCAUUACAUGUCCAAGAUAUGUAAAUUUGCCUUCCUGUAAUUACUGUAUUCUCAUUAAUUGCAUUGUUGUGUACUCGACUGCUAUCCGUAAUACGAGUUAAUCAUCUCGUUUGUCAGUGGCAUGUUUAACAUCCUUCAUAAAAACACAUUUCUGUUGCAAAAA
This is a messenger RNA of Petromyzon marinus (sea lamprey), 3339 nucleotides long. The record is from RefSeq and is a predicted model, not a curated record. Lineage: Eukaryota; Metazoa; Chordata; Hyperoartia; Petromyzontiformes; Petromyzontidae.